Clarias gariepinus (North African catfish) is the source of this 5455-nucleotide messenger RNA. RefSeq names its product ubiquitination factor E4B, UFD2 homolog (S. cerevisiae) (gene ube4b). The transcript has 29 exons. The coding region runs from base 252 to 4385 and encodes 1377 amino acids. Gene Ontology annotation, biological process: protein polyubiquitination. The record is from RefSeq and is a predicted model, not a curated record. Lineage: Eukaryota; Metazoa; Chordata; Actinopteri; Siluriformes; Clariidae. Gene Ontology annotation, molecular function: ubiquitin-ubiquitin ligase activity. Gene Ontology annotation, cellular component: ubiquitin ligase complex; cytoplasm; nucleus.
UGGCCGCCCUGGUGUUUUGACGAAUAAUACUUUUGUGUUUGUUUCAUUCUUAAAGGAAAUCCGAUAUAAAAUCCUAACAGCCGCGGGUAGAGCAUAUAGAUGGUGUAUAAGACCGAUGUUUUAAUUUAAGCGGACAAUCACGGUGUAUUGUUAGUUGUUGUAUUGUUUUAUACUAUGCACUUUUGGGGUUUGUGAGGCAGCUAGCUAGUUAGCUAGCAAAAUAAUUUUAGGUAAAAAUUAAAAGAAAAGCGAUGGAAGAGCUCAGCGCCGACGAGAUUCGGAGAAGGCGGCUGGCACGGUUAGCUGGAGGACCGACGUCACAGCCGACCACCCCUCUGAGCACGCCGCUGACUUCACCACAAAGAGAGACCCCUCCAGGUCCACUGCCCGGGCCCUCUGGGGCCUCACCACAGCCUCUCCCACCAGCACCAUCUCAUUCUCUGGGCUUGAAUGCCCAAAAUGUGACGCCUGCCACUUCCCCAAUGGGGGCUUCGGGGGUGGCUUAUCGCAGCCAGAGCAGCGAGGGAGUCAGCUCUCUCUCCAGCUCCCCAUCGAACAGCCUUGAGACUCAGUCUCAGUCUCUGUCCAGGUCUCAAAGCAUGGACAUUGACCCGACAUCCUGCGAAAAGAACAUGUCCCAGGUGGAUGUGGACUCAGGAAUUGAGAACAUGGAAGUGGAGGAUAGUGAUCGCAGGGAGAAACGCAACCUGGCUGAGAAGGACUCCUCAUCUAACCAAGAUGUGUCUGAGGAGCAGGCUCUGCAGCUCAUCUGCAAAAUUCUUCGUGUCUCCUGGAAGGAGCAAGACCGUGAUGUCAUCUUUCUGCCUUCACUUGCAGCAGAGUUUCAGCAAAGUCCAAAAGAAGUCUAUUCUGACUUCAAAGAUCUGAUUGGCCAGAUUUUGAUGGAAGUUCUUAUGAUGUCUACCCAAUCACGUGACUGCAACCCCUUUGCUAGUUUGACGGCCACAUCACAGCCAAUCACUGCUGCCAAAUCUCCAGACCGCCACCUGACGCUGGUCCCGCCUUCCAGCCAGGGAAACAGUCCCAUGAUGCCCUGUGGAGGCUCAUUUGGUGCCAGCUCUCUAUCUAGUCUGUAUGGAUGUAGUCCAUACCUUGGUCAAAAUUCUUCCAGGAUGAGUGCUCCAUCUGUCCUGCAACCCUUAACUCCGCCUUCACCUCCACCUCCCUCUGCUGUUUUACCCCCACCCCAACCUGUACCUUCAGCUGCGCAACAGUAUUCUCAGAGUCAGUCAGCACUACGCCUUAAUUCCCCCUGUCCAACCCCAUCUGCUCCCCUUCCCAUAUCUCAGAGAUACAGACCAUACACACUCGGCUCCUCUCAGGGCUCAUCGGUCCCCAUGAGCCUAAGCCCUAGAUCUGGCCUGUCUACUCCAACCAACACUCCAUCCACACCCUUGACUCCACAGCCUGCCCCUCUGCCAUCCCCUAGACCCCAUAGUCGUCAAACACCUGCCCCGUUUCCCUUCGUUCCGGGCUCUCCCACUACUACAGCCAGAAGACCUGCCCUGGCUUCCUGGAUGUCUUCUAGCCCCUUCCCGCUCCUUUUCUUUGCCCUGUCUGACAUGCCUCAAGACAGCAGUGAUGAAGAGUUGGAAGAUGACAACGAGGAGGAGGAGGAUUUUUCUGGGGUUCAGUUUGGGUCAAGCUUGGGUGCAUCUGGUGGUGGAUUGGCUGGUGAUUCGGGCAGUGACCGAUUUACCAUUGAGGCAUGUAAAGAGACUGAGAUGCUGAACUACCUCAUUGAGCGCUUUGACAGUGUGGGCAUGGAGGAGAGGAAAGCUCCCAAGAUGUGCAGCCAGCCGGUGGUCAGUCAGCUGCUCAGCAACAUACGCUCCCAGUGUAUUUCCCAUGCUGCUCUUGUGCUGCAGGGGGCCCUUACCCUGCCCAGGGCCCCACUGCAGCCGUCUCUUUUGGUGCCCUACAUGCUGUGCCGAAAUCUUCCGUACGGCUUUAUCCAGGAGCUGGUUCGCAUGACUCACCAGGAGGAGGAAGUGUUUAAACAGAUCUUUGUCCCCAUUCUCCAAGGGCUUGCGUUAGCUGUAAAAGAAUGUUCCUUUGACAGCGACAACUUUAAAUAUCCUCUAAUGGCUUUAUCUGAGCUUUGUGAAAUUAAGUUUGGAAAGACGCACCCCUUGUGCAAUUUGAUCACCUCACAGCCGAUGUGGUGUCCUGAUCCCUUAAGCCCUGGGGCAGGCAGAGAGAUCCAGAGACUUUCAUUCCUCGGCGCGUUCUUCAGUCUUUCUGUAUUUGCAGAGGAUGAUACAAAAGUGGGCGAUAAAUACUUCUCAGGCCCUGCUAUUACUAUGGAGAACACUCGCGUGGUCAGUCAGUCCUUACAACACUAUCUGGAAUCUGCCAGGGGUGACCUGUUUAAAAUCCUCCAUAAUAUCUUGCUGAACGGAGAAACAAGGGAGGCUGCUCUCAGCUACAUGGCAGCUGUGGUGAAUCGUAAUGUGAAGAAGGCUCAGAUGCAGACAGACGAUAAACUGGUGUCGACAGACGGCUUCAUGAUGAACUUCCUAUGGGUGCUACAGCAGCUGAGUAUGAAGAUUAAGCUAGAGACAGUGGAUCCCCUCUACAUCUUCCACCACAAGUGUCGGCUAAACGUGAGCCUCGAGGAGACACGGCUUAAAUCCAGCCUGGAGGAACUGAAGAGUUGGCUUGCAGAGCUGCAUGCAGAUUCUUCCAAGUUCUCAGAGCCCAAAUUCCCUACAGAAUGUUUCUUCCUGACACUACAUGCACACCACCUGUCCAUCUUGCCUGGAUGCCGUCGAUAUAUUCGCAGACUAAGAGCCAUUAGAGAUCUUAACAGAACUGUAGAGGAGCUGAAAAACAGCGAAAGCCAGUGGAAAGAUUCUCCCUUGGCCACUCGUCACAGGGAGAUGUUGAAAAGAUGCAAAACCCAGUUGAAGAAAUUGGUACGUUCCAAAGCGUGUGCUGAUGCUGGCCUGCUGGAUGAGAAUCUACUGCGCAGAUGUCUCCAGUUCUACAGUACAGUCAUUCAGCUUAUCAUGCGCAUCGUAGACCCUGCCUACCCGAGUGUUACCUUGCCCCUGAAUCCUGAAAUCCCUAAAAGCUUUGCUGCACUGCCUGAGUUUUACAUUGAGGAUGUUGCGGAGUUUAUGCUUUUUAUUGUGCAGUAUUCUCCUCAGGUUCUGUAUGAGCCAUGCACUCAGGACAUCGUGACCUUCCUGGUGGUGUUCAUCUGCAGUGAGAACUACAUCAGAAACCCCUACUUGAUUGCCAAGCUGGUGGAGGUAUUGUUUGUUACCAACCCAGCUGUUCAGCCUCGUACUCAGCGCUUCUUCGAGAUGAUUGAGAACCACCCACUGUCAGUCAACCAGCUUGUUCCUGCUCUCAUGAAGUUUUACACAGAUGUGGAACAUACAGGAGCUACUAGCGAGUUCUAUGACAAGUUUACCAUUCGCUACCAUAUCAGUACCAUUUUUAAGAGCCUUUGGCAAAAUAUUGGCCAUCAUGGCACUUUCCUUGAGGAGUUCAACUCCGGGAAGCAAUUUGUGCGCUACAUUAACAUGUUAAUCAAUGACACAACAUUCCUCCUGGAUGAGAGCUUGGAGUCUCUGAAGCGCAUCCAUGAGAUCCAGGAAGAGAUGAAGAACAAGGAGCAGUGGGAUCAGCUACCCAGGGAGCAGCAGCAGAGUCGCCAGUCGCAGCUGACUCAGGAUGAGCGAGUGUCUCGUUCUUACCUGGCUUUAGCAACAGAGACUGUGGACAUGUUCCACAUUUUAACCAAACAAGUCCAGAAGCCUUUUCUUCGCCCUGAACUGGGUCCACGACUGGCUGCCAUGCUGAACUAUAACCUCCAGCAGCUGUGUGGGCCUAAGUGUCGUGACCUGAAGGUAGAAAACCCAGAGAAAUAUGGUUUUGAGCCCAAAAAGCUGUUGGACCAGCUCACUGAUAUUUACCUGCAGCUCGACUGUGCACGCUUUGCUAAAGCCAUCGCUGAUGACCAGAGAUCAUAUAGCAGGGAACUCUUCGAGGAAGUAAUUUCUAAAAUGAGGAAGGCAGGUAUCAAAUCCACCAUCGCCAUCGAGAAAUUUAAGCUGCUGUCCGAGAAGGUUGAGGAGAUAGUGGCACGAAACUCUCAGUCUGAGAUGGAUUACAGUGACGCUCCUGAUGAGUUUAAAGAUCCUCUGAUGGACACGCUUAUGACUGAUCCUGUUCAACUGCCUUCUGGAAAUAUAAUGGAUCGUUCCAUCAUCCUGCGACACCUUUUAAACUCUCCAACCGACCCCUUCAAUAGGCAACCUCUCACUGAAAGCAUGCUGGAGUCAGUUCCCGAGCUGAAAGAACGUAUCCAUGCUUGGAUGAGGGAAAAGCAAGGAGGACGCUUUUCUCAGUGAGCUACAUUUGCCGUCAGUCGUUUUUUUUUUCUGCGCCAGAAAUCAAGUUUAAGCAAGAGAAAAAGGCAAAGGGUUUUUUUUUUUUUUUUUUUUUUUUGGUUAUCAAUUUUUCCCUUUUUUUUCCAUCUUAAAGGCUCUUGGUUCCAAAUUGAAGCAUAAUAAAGGUUAGACUUUUAAAACAUUUUGCUUUUGACUUUGUAUAUAUAUUACAUAUAUACCUAUAUUUAAUUCAGUGGAGAUGUACCAAGAGAUAGAGAAACAAAGGAAACUGUUUGUCCUGAAAAAAAAAAAACAAAAAAAAAGUUGCAAAUUUAAAUUGGUCUUUUUUUUUAAGUGAUUGUUUUUUGGUGUCAUGAAAUAGGCUCUUGCUGUUUUUUACAGUACAGGAGAAGACAGGAAAUAUUGUGCUGAAUCACUCCGUUUUAAAUUACAUUGCUAUUCUAUAACCAUGCAGCCUAUGUGCAUGAGUGAAAACACAUUACUAUUAUGUAUCAGUCAUAAAACUGACUAACUGGGCCCUGGUUGUUAAUGUAUACUGAUGGACAAAGAAAAUAGCUCAAAAUGAACAUGGUAGGUUGUUUUUGAAAAAUAAAAGAAUAGAUGUUAACAUUAUGGAAGAUCGUCAGAGGAGUAUCAGUGGAUUGCAGAAGUUGUAUUACAAACGUUUUACAUGAAUAAUGCACAAGUGGUCACUCAAGCACCUCAUUUAGCAUUUCCAUAGUGUUAAAGCUGAAACCUCAGAUAAGAACAGAGAAUGUGAAACAGUUUACAGCAUGAUCGUGAUAAAAAAUUAUGCCAGUAAAUGCAGUGGCUUUUUUUUGUUUGUUUUUGUUUUUCUUUAUUUUUCUUCCUGUUUUUUUUUUUUUUUUUUUAAUCCUUGCAGUUUUAUACAAUGAAUUAAUUGAUGAUUUCAUGCUCUUCAUAUUAGCCCUGGAUAUUGAACUUCAUCGUGAAUUAAAAGAGUUAAACGUUUUCACGCAAGGUUUAACUACACAGGAACUCGCUUCCUUUGCUACAAACAUUUUUUUGGAUCCAGGACUUGAGUGUAAUAAAUGGUGAUGCACACAUAA